Pantherophis guttatus is the source of this 2635-nucleotide messenger RNA. Lineage: Eukaryota; Metazoa; Chordata; Lepidosauria; Squamata; Colubridae. The record is from RefSeq and is a predicted model, not a curated record.
GGGUCCGGAGGCGGAAGGUCCGGCUGGGGAGGAGCCGCCUUUCCCCCUCCCCAAAUCCCCCCAGGCCUGGCUAGGAUCAGGAGGAAGAGGAGACCCCCCCUCCCAUCAGCAGGUCCCCCCCUCUGAAAAGUGGCUUCUCCUUUUCCCCCUCCCCAAAUUCUCCCCAGUCUGGUUAGGAAGAGUAGCCCACCCCACUCGGCAGCCCCCCCCCGGGGGGAGAAGGGGCUUCUCUUGGCGGAGGGAAGGAAAGCGAGGAGGGGUCUCCAGGGACGCUGCCUCAUUUCUGAGCUUGCCUGUCUGUGUGUCGGAGCGAAGCAACGCCGCUGUCGCAGGGCUGGAGCUGCUUCCGUAGGUUCCAUGGUGUGUCUGCAAAAGGAUCACAAUCCUGUCAGUGUCCCUGGGGGGCUCUGGGGGUCCUCAGAAGAACUCUCCUCCCUCUUCUUUUCCCAGGAUGUUGAGCAGCAGGAUCCCCGCGGGCGAAGCCUGUUGCACCUGGCCGUCUCCUUGGGCUACGUGGAAUCUGUCCGCGUCCUGUUGCGGCACAAGGCGGAUGUCACGAAGGAGAACGCCCAGGGAUGGACAGUCUUGCACGAGGCCAUCAGCACCGGCGAUCCGGAAAUAGUCCACAUGGUCCUUCAACACCGUGACUACCAGCAGACGUCCACAACCCUUGGGGGUGUCCCUGAAUUGCUUCAGAAGAUCAGUGAGACUCCCGAUUUUUAUGUGGAAAUGAAGUGGGAAUUCACCAGCUGGGUCCCGCUGGUGUCCCGAGUGUGCCCCAGUGACGUCUGCCGCAUCUGGAAGAGUGGCGCAAAGCUGCGCGUGGAUAUCACCUUGCUGGGCUUUGAAAACAUGAGCUGGGAGCGAGGGAGGCGCAGCCUGAUUUUCAGAGGGGAAGAUACCGGGCACUGGGCUGAGCUGAUUGAGGUUAACCACGAUGACAAAGUGGUGGCGGCCGAACGCUUUGAGAUCACGCAGCAGAUCAAGCGGCUGACCCUGGACUCCAUGGUCCCAAAGAACAAGGAGGUGGAGCGACGGCUGACCUCUCCCAUCCUCAGCACCUCCCUGGACACCAGGAACAUCGCCUUUGAAAGAGAUACCUCUGGCUUCUGGGUCUGGAAAACAGAGAGGAGCGAAGUGGUGAAUGACUAUGAAGCCAAGGUCUUCACGGCCAACAACGUGAACGUGGUGACCAGAAUCCGGACGGAGCACUUGACUGAGGAGGAGAAGAGAAGAUACAAAGCUGACCGAAACCCCCUGGAGUCCUUCUUGGGCACCAUUGAGCACGAAUACGGAGCCCAGCAGGACCUGACGACAGAAUUUGCCUCGACCAACAACCCAACAGCUCUCAUGCCGGAGGAAUACUUCGAACCCCAGUUUGACUUGAAGGACAGAGAUAUUGGCAGGCCCAAAGAAGUGACUAUUCGGACUCAGAAAUUUAAAGCCAACCUGUGGAUGUCCGAAGAGUUCCCGCUCUCCCUUGUGGAGCAGGUCUCCCCCAUUGUGGACCUGAUGGCCAGGACCAGUGCCCACUUUGCUCGACUGAAGGACUUCAUCACCUUGGACUUCCCUCCUGGGUUUCCGGUUAAAAUCGAAAUCCCCUUGUUCCACAUCCUGAACGCUAGGAUUACCUUUGGAUGCGUAAACAGCUGCAGCACCCUGGAAGAGGCUUCAACCCAGGGCCCCGAAGGCCCCCAGGGGACCGCUGCUGCUCCGGCCUCCCCCUUUGUGGUGGACCCCUCUGUCUUCGAGAUCCCCAAAUCCUACCGGGUCCAAGACGAUGGCCGGAACUUGCAUGUGCAGGACGAAGACAAUGAAAUCAUGCAGUUUGCCAUCCAGCAGAGCCUGAUGGAGUCUGGCCACAACCAGGAGCCUUUGGGGCCACCCUUGAAUGGGGACGUCUCCUACUCCCAGGACCUCCACCUCCACUAUCAAAGGGCCCUGCAGGAGAGCCUCCUGGCAAGUGGUGGGAACAACCCACCCCUGCGAGGGUCUUCCACCUUCGACCAGGAGUUGCAGCUGGCCAUGGCGCUCUCCCUUCAGGAGCAGCAAGAACAGGAGCAGCGGAGGCAGGAGGAAGAGGAGGAGGAGCUGAAGGAGGCUCUCCAGCGCUCCCUGCUGGAAAAGUAGUGGGAUGACGCCUGCAGGAAGCAAGCGCCAGAUCUCGGCCUGGGCACUGGAUGGGGAGGCCAGGCCAGGCCCUCUUCGUCAGGGAGGGAGGGGGCUCUAUCGCUCACUCGCCAAAGCUUUGAGCCCAAAGAUCUGCCAUCUUCCUCUGCGCUCGGCAGUUGUGCCGAAGGGGACACCCCGGCUUCCUUUGCCAAAGCCUGUCUGAAGGGGGUGGCGGACUCUCUCCAGCCUCAAAUAGGGGGCGGCGGUGGGUAACAACCUGAGCCGAGGGAGGGGCUUCCUCGGAGUCAGCUCCUCUCCUACCAAAGAUUUCAGCCGCCGCCAGGUGUCUUAUGGCCCGCGUGCCUCGCCCACCGCCUGCCUACACCAGAGUGCUUUGCCUUUUCCUUCGGACUCCUCCGGCUGCUUCUUCGUGUCUCUGUAGCCUUCCCAAGCCACUCCCUCUCGUGCCCCUCCUAGCAAAUCUGGGGGGUUUGUGUUUUUAAAUAAAGUGGGGUCAACUCCU